ACCAGUUCCCCAGAUAUCCCUCCAGGUAAUAUGAUUGACCUCAUUAUCACCACUGAAGAAAUGAUUCCAUUUAGACAGCCAAGUAACUGCACCGAUCUGAAUUGCAACAAGACUCAACAGAACUCAUACAGCCUCUCAGAGAAGUCUGUUAACUUCCUCAAAGGCCUGCUGGUCACACGCAUCAUGCCCUCGUUCUACAUCAUCUUCCUCUUCAUUAGUUUGCCCCUGAACGCUUUGGCCUUCGUCACGUUCACCUGUAAGAUUCGAGAGAAGAAACCAGCUGUGAUCUACAUGACUCACCUGGCGUGUGUGGAUCUGCUCUUCAGCCUGCUGCUGCCUCUGAAGAUCCACUACCAGAUGAAUGCUUCAGAUUGGGUGUUCGGUGAGGCGGCGUGUCGCUUGAUCACUGCAGCGUACUACUGCUACAUGUACUGCUCCAUACUGCUGAUGAUGUGCACGAGCUUGGACAGGCUGAUGGCCGUGGCGUUUCCCAUUGCUUCUAUAUCCUGGAGGAGCGCAAGGAAAGCCACAUACAUAUGUGUGCUGGUCUGGCUGCUGGCGCUCGCUGGUACUGUGCCGCUUCUCACCAUGACACAAACAUUCAAGAUAAAGGAUGUGGGGGUCACCUGCCACGAUGUGCUGUAUCAAAAAGAGAUGUAUGUGUACCUGUUCUCCAUCCUCUCCUCUUUCUACUUCUUCUUGCCGCUAGUCGUCACCUUAGUGAGUUACUCUACCAUCAUAUAUGUGCUCACUAACAAGCCUGAUCACUUGGCAACAUCAUCUUCAGGAAAGGAAAGGAGAGCUGUGAUUAUGGCUAUAGCUGUGCUGAGUGUGUUUGUGAUGUGCUUUGCACCAACCAAUAUCAUCUUGUUUUAUCACUGUGUUAGUUUAACCACCGGAGGCAGCGAGGAGGGGCAAUAUUACCUGAUUGCUAUGUGUUUGGGGAGUGCAAGUGUUUUUCUAGAUCCUCUUCUCUACUACUAUGGCUCAUCUCAAUGCAGAGAGAAGAUCGGCUCUCUGAUCUGGUGGAGGAAGACUAAAAGGCCAACCACACUAUCAAACACAUAAAGUCAAACAAAAUCCUCUAACUUGAGCUGCGAGUGCACUCAAGCUCACAUUCACGAUUAGCAUCUAAAUUUAACAUCUGUGAACAAGCAGUACAAAAGUGCACACACACAUUUAUUUAUCUUCUGCAGGUUUAAUGGUCCUUUACCCACUUGUAAACUCUUGUAUGCUUUACUAAAGAUUCAUUUAUAAAUGCAUAGUCUGUAUUGCUUAGAUAAUUGCUGUUUUACAUGUUCAAUCAACUGCAUUUAAUUCACAGUUUUAAAUGACUGGAAUGAUAUGUCUGUUUUUAAUGUUAGUCUUUGCACAUGUAUAAACAUUUAUAACAUAUAUCAAGUAUACAACUAUAUUGCAUCUUUAAAGCUUGAAAACAUUCUAUUUUUAACACAAAAAAUUAAAUGCAUUUAGCUUGUAUCUCAAAAAUGAAGGUGUCUGUUAAAUAUAUAUAGUCUUGAUUUUUGUUGCAAUAUGCAUUUCAGCAUGUAGCAAUGCUGAUAAUUGUAACUUUCCUAUUUAUAAUCUACUGUACUUUAUAAAUAAAAAAUUAAAAUAAAUAAAAACAUGAAUUCCAUAAAUGUCAUUUUUAAGAACAGAGUCA
Molecule: messenger RNA, 1663 nt
Organism: Carassius carassius (crucian carp)
Lineage: Eukaryota; Metazoa; Chordata; Actinopteri; Cypriniformes; Cyprinidae
Product: proteinase-activated receptor 1-like
Exons: 2
Coding region: 31-1068 (345 amino acids)
Biological process (GO): positive regulation of Rho protein signal transduction; blood coagulation; positive regulation of blood coagulation
Cellular component (GO): membrane
Molecular function (GO): thrombin-activated receptor activity
Source: RefSeq, a predicted model, not a curated record